This is a messenger RNA of Elaeis guineensis (African oil palm), 1615 nucleotides long. RefSeq lists its product as uncharacterized. NCBI's taxonomy places the organism in Eukaryota, Viridiplantae, Streptophyta, Magnoliopsida, Arecales, Arecaceae. The record is from RefSeq and is a predicted model, not a curated record. Gene Ontology annotation, cellular component: endoplasmic reticulum membrane. Gene Ontology annotation, biological process: protein N-linked glycosylation.
CCAUUAUAAGUUCCAGUUCGAACUCACGACCGCAAAGCUAUGAAUCGCUAGACCCUUGACGCACCGUCGUCGCAAGGUGGGGCUGGGCAACGGCGACGACGGCGGAAGAUGGGCUGGUGGUCUCUCUUCCCCGAUCCCCACCUUUCCGUUUCCCUCCCCCUCUCCCUCCUCCUUUCCUCUCUGGCGUUGAUCUUGGCGCUUGGCAUUGCCGCCUUCUUCCUCGAAUACGUCAGAAAGAUCGGAUGCAGGCACUCGCUCGAAAGAACCGCCGCCUCGGAUUCUUUCUUCGAGGAUCCCAACUCGUUGAAGAAGGUCCCUUGCCCUUCUAUCUGCGAUCCUCCUGAAAAGUAUAUAUCUUUGAUUAUUCCUGCAUUCAAUGAAGAGCAUAGGCUUCCUGGAGCUCUUAUUGAGACCAUGAAUUAUCUCCAACAACGUUCGGCAGUUGAGAAGUCCUUUUCUUACGAGGUUUUGAUAGUUGAUGAUGGAAGUACUGAUCGGACAUCAAAAGUAGCAUUUGAUUUUGUAAGGAAAUACAAGAUUGAUAAUGUAAGGGUUAUUCUACUCGGAAGAAAUCAUGGAAAAGGAGAAGCUAUAAGAAAAGGAAUGCUCCAUUCACGUGGUGAGCUGCUUCUAAUGCUUGAUGCUGAUGGGGCAACGAAGGUGACUGACCUUGAAAAGCUGGAAACUCAGAUACAUGCAUUGAGAGAACUUAACUCAUCUGCUGCAACGCCUAAUGGGCUGAGUUUGAAGCUGUCUGAUAUCGAGGUUGCUGCAUUUGGUUCUCGUGCUCAUCUUGAGAAGCAAGCUCUUGCUACAAGGAAGUGGUACCGGAAUUUUCUUAUGAAGGGUUUCCAUCUUGUAGUCUUAUUAACUGCAGGUCCAGGAAUUCGUGACACACAGUGCGGCUUUAAGAUGUUUACAAGAGCUGCUGCCCGAAAACUAUUCACAAAUAUUCGAUUGAAGAGGUGGUGCUUUGAUGUUGAGCUUGUCUACUUAUGCAAGCAUCUUGGUAUCCCAAUGGUUGAGGUCUCUGUUACCUGGUCUGAGAUUCCAGGAUCUAAAGUGCGCCUGACCAGCAUCAUACACAUGCUUUUUGAGCUUAUUCUUAUUCGUCUGGGCUACGGACUCGGAAUAUGGAAAAUUCACACCUGACUAUCUGUACACUCUCCCAUGGAGCUGACAAAAUCCUUAAUGUUGGCACUCUUGGAACUGCAGGAAGGUAUAAAGCAAUCAGGAAUUUGAAAUUUUGGAGCCCAUAGCAUAUCUGUUGUUGGGGCACCCAUAUCUUUGGUGGCUCUUCUAAAGCAUUUUUCAUCUGGGGGCCCGAACUUUCUGAUUUAUUUUUAGUAUAGGAGGAAAACACGAGAUUGAUAUAACUGUAAUCUACAAGUGACAAGACUAGAGACCUUUUAUGUUUCUGAUUGUUAAUUCCCUCCAAGGCUGCAUGUCAUUUCGACAAUGUAGAUCCUGUAACAAAGAACCAUAGACCCCGCACCACCCAUGAUCCAACUUGUUUUCAAACAAUACAGCCAUCUACAUGCUUAACUAUGUUGACUCUGUUGGCGCAAGGCAAACAUAUCUUUUUAAUAUUUAUAUUUUGUAAGCUAUUUAAUUA